CACUUGGUGCAAGGUUAAGCUAGCUGGCCCACCAGUCCUGCAAAUUCUCAUUUGCACGAUUUUUAGCAUGUUUAUUCUCUUCUUGCCAGUGGCCAAAUGACACGUUUAAAUGUCUUAUUUCCUCUAGGGAGCCUGGAGAGAAGCAACCAGCACCUAAUACAGGAAAUCGUGAAGAGAUUUAACACAGGCUCCUGUAUAACUUCCCUCCCCCCAGCCUCCACCCCCACCUCCAGCCACACUGAGUCUGUCGGCUUCUUCCUGCAGCACAGACUAGACGCAGUUCACCUCUGCUCUCUGAGGUCCCUGUGAGUCCGAGGAGCUGGAGUCUGGUCUUGGGAAAACCCCACCCUCCCACGGCUGAUAUUGAACUGGAGGCACUUCAGUUCCACCUUCCCAAAGUGAUUCUCUGGGGGCUUUCCAAUACAGGAUUAAAUUUCAGAAGCCUGCAAAGCACAGAAGAGAAAGGCAAGGCAACUCAAACUUGAAGACAUGAAGUCCCCAAGGAGAACCACUUUGUGCUUUGUGAUUAUUGCCAUUUAUUCUUCCCAAGCUACACUGAGUUUGAAUUUAGAGUCUAUUGUUUAUCAUUCGCUUCUCCAUGAACAUGAACUAAUGGAGGAGGAUCCAGUAAGACAAAAACGAGCUGUUGCCAUAAGCAGCCCUGCAGCUCAAGAGUUCACUGUCGAUGUUGAGAUCAGUUUUGAAAAUGCCUCCUUCCUGGAGCCUAUUAAAGCUUAUUUGAAGAACCUCAGUUUUCCAAUUCAAGGGAAUGACACUGACCUAGCUACCAACAUUUUGAGCAUCGAGGUGUCAACGGUCUGCAGGCCUGCUGGAAAUGAAAUCUGGUGCUCCUGUGAGACAGGCUAUGAGUGGCCUCAGGAAAGUUGCCUCCACAAUCUCACUUGUCAGGGACAUGAUGGUUCCUCUGCAGGGCAUCACUGCAGUUGCCUCAAGGGACUGCCUCCCAAGGGACCUUUUUGCCAGCCCCAGGGAGCAGAUAUUAUCCUGAGAAUGUCGGUCAGACUCAAUGUGGGCUUUCAAGAAGACCUCAGGAACUCUUCCUCUGCCCUCUAUAAGUCCUACAAGACUGACCUGGAAACAGCGUUCUGGAAGGGUUACAGUAUUUUACCAGGCUUCAAAUUGGUGACGGUGACAGGGUUCAGGCCUGGAAGUGUGGUUGUGACGUACGAAAUCACAACAACAACAACAGCAUCACCUGCGUUAAUGCAUAAAGCGAACGAGAAAGUCACACAGAACCUCAAUCAGACCUACAAGAUGGAGAGCAAUUCCUAUCAGGUUACUUACAGCAAUGAAACGAAAUUCUCCAUCACACCAGAAAUCAUCUUUGAAGGAGAUACAGUAACCCUGAUGUGUGAGAAUGAAGUUUUUUCCACCAAUGUGUCCUGGACGCAGGUGGAAACGGGCUUCGACAUCCAGAACAGCACUGAAGCCUCCAUCUACACCUCCGUGCUCAACAACAUGACCUCCGUGUCGCGCCUUAUCAUCCGCAACAUCACUCGGGGUUCCAUGGGUGAAUACAUCUGCAAACUGACAUUAGAUAUUUUUGAAUAUGCAUCCAAACGAAAAGUGGAAGUUCUACCCAUCCAGAUACUGGCGAGUGAGGCCACGGAGGUGAUGUGUGACAACAGUCCUGUGUCUUUGCAGUGCUGCAGUGAGGUGAACGUGAAUUGGAGUCAAAUUGAAUGGAAGCAGGAAGGGAGUAUAAGCGUUCCAGGAAACGCUGAAAUAGACACAGACAGUGGCUGCAGCAGAUACACCCUGAUGGCCAAUGGGACUCAGUGUCCGAGCGGGUCAUCUGGAACAACAGUGGUCUACACAUGUGAGUUCAUCAGUGCCCACGGAGCCAGAGGCAGAAAGGACAUAGAAGUGACAUUCAUCUCUGUGGGAGAUAAUUCCAGCCACAAAGGGGAAGUGCGCGAAUCCCAAAGGCUUGUGAUGGAAAUGAGUACAGUUCAGAGCACCACCAAGAACAGCCUAGAAACAAGUAAAGCCCGGGAGCAGCAAGCCAAGCUAAACAUAACCCCGGACCUAAUUUCUGUUUCUGAGGGACAAAGCUUUUUUAUAAAGUGCAUCAGCGAUAUGAAUAACUAUGAUGAGAUGUACUGGAACACUUCUGCUGGAACUAAAAUAUACAAAAGGUUUUAUACCACGAGGAGGUAUCCUGACAGAGCAGAGUCGGUGCUGACAGUGAAGACCUCAACCAGAGAGUGGAAUGGAACCUAUCACUGCAUAUUUCGAUACAAGAAUUUGUACAGGGUCAUGGCCAAAGAUGUCAUCGUGUACCCGCUGCCUCUAGAGUCCAACAUCAUGGUUGAUCCUGUGGAAGCUGCAAUUCCAUGCCAAAGCUCCCAUCACAUCAGAUGCUGCAUUGAGGAAGAUUCAGACUACAGGGUUAUUUUUCAAGUGGGUUCCUCGUCCUUUCCUGCUGUAAAAGAAGUUAAUGAAAAGCAAGUGUGCUACAAACACCAUUUCAUGGCAGACUCGGUUUCCUGUCCAGAAAAUGUGGAUGUGUUCUGUCACUUUACCAAUGCCGCUAAUAAUUCAGUCCAGAGCCCGUCUAUGAAGCUUAACCUGGUUCCUGGGGAGAGCAUCACUUGCCAGGAUCCUAUCCUAGGUGUUGGGGAGCCUGGGAAAGUCAUCCAGAAGCUUUGCCGGUUCUCGAACAUUACCAGAAGCCGUGAGAGUCCUAUUGGAGGGAUCAUAACUUAUAGAUGCGUGGGCUCCAAGUGGCAGAUCGAAAGAAAUGACUGCAUCUCUGCUCCAAUAAAUGCUCUGCUCCAGCUGGCCAAGGCUUUGGUUAAGAGCCCCACCCAGGAUGAGAAGCUCCCGUCCUACCUAGGGAAUCUUUCCAUUAGCACAAAGCAAGUGAAACUUGAAGUCGACUCAUUUUCUGGGACCCUGGGAGCUAUUAUUAACAUCCUGGACCUGUUCUCAACAGUUCCAACCCAAGUGAAUUCAGAAAUGAUGAUGCACGUCCUCUCCACGGUCAAUAUCAUCCUUGGCAAGUCUGCCUUGAAUACCUGGAAGACGUCACAGCAGCAAAAAACCAAUUAUAGCUCACAGCUGUUGGAUUCAGUGGAAAGAUUUUCCCGAGUUUUACGGGCAGAAGACAGCACCAUCUCCCAACCUAACGUGCAGAUGAAAAGCAUGGUCAUAAAACCUGGCCACCCCCAAUCGUACAGGCAGAGCUUUGUUUUCUUAGACUCUGACCUCUGGGGCAACGUGACCAUCAAUGGAUGCCAGCUGGAACACCUGCAGCCAGAUUCAUUUGUCGUCACCGUGGCUUUCCCAACUCUCAAAACCAUCCUCGACAGGGAUGUUCCGGGACAGAACUUUGCCAACAGCUUGGUGAUGACCACCACCGUCAGCCGCAGCAUAACCACGCCAUUCAGAAUUCUGAUGACUUUCAAAAACAACCACCAUUCGGGCAGGAUACCGCAGUGUGUCUUCUGGAACUUCGACCUCGCCAACCACACCGGGGGGUGGGACAGCAGUGGGUGCUAUGUGAAAGAGGUGACCGAGGACAGCGUGUCCUGCAGCUGUGAACACCUCACCUCCUUCUCCAUCCUCAUGUCCCCCGACUCCCCAGACCCCGAUUCUCUCCUGAAAAUCCUGCUGGAUAUCAUUUCCUACAUCGGGCUGUGCUUUUCCAUCUUGAGCUUAGCAGCCUGCCUCGUCGUGGAGGCCGUGGUGUGGAAAUCGGUGACCAAGAACCGGACCUCCUCCAUGCGCCACAUCUGCAUUGUCAAUAUCACCGCUUCCCUGCUGGUGGCCGACGUCUGGUUCAUUGUGGCCGCCGCCAUCCACGACCAUCACUUCCCGCUCAACGAGACAGCCUGUGUGGCCGCCACCUUCUUCAUCCACUUCUUCUACCUCAGCGUCUUCUUCUGGAUGCUGACCCUGGGCCUCAUGCUCUUCUACCGCCUGGUUUUCAUCCUGCACGACACGAGCAAGUCCAUUCAGAAGAUGAUCGCCUUUUCUCUGGGGUACGGCUGCCCUCUGGUCAUCUCCAUCAUCACAGUGGGGGCCACCCAGCCCCGGGAGGUCUACACGAGGAAGAACGCCUGCUGGCUCAACUGGGAGGACACCAAAGCCCUGCUGGCCUUCGUCAUCCCGGCCCUGAUCAUCGUGGUGGUGAACAUGACCAUCACAGUCGUGGUCAUCACCAAGAUCCUGAGGCCUUCCAUUGGGGACAAGCCGAGCAAGCAGGAGAAGAGCAGCCUGUUCCAGGUCGCCAAGAGCAUUGGGGUCCUCACGCCGCUCUUGGGGCUCACCUGGGGUUUUGGGCUGGCCACCGUGUUCCAGGGGAGCAACGCUGUGUUCCACAUUGUGUUCACCCUCCUCAAUGCCUUCCAGGGAUUAUUCAUUUUACUCUUUGGAUGCCUCUGGGAUCAGAAGGUGCAGGAAGCCUUGCUGAAUAAGUAUUCACGGUCAAAAUGGUCUUCACAGCACUCAAAGUCAACAUCCAUAGGUUCAUCUACACCUGUAUUUUCUAUGAGUUCUCCAAUAUCAAGAAGAUUUAACAAUUUGUUUGGUAAAACAGGAACAUACAAUGUUUCCACCCCGGAAACAACCAGUUCAUCCCUGGAAAACACAUCCAGUGCUUAUUCAUUGCUCAACUAAGGACAGGAAAAUCCAGCCCAUGGGACCUCUUGGGAAACAGUGGAUGUGCUCUGCAAAAGAGAUCCUUUCCAAGCCAUGGGUAACAUGUUUUUUCCGCAGGCCUCUGGGAGCAGUUGCUGAAGAGACUUUUUUUUAUGAGGGAAGAGGCUUUCUUUUGUAAAGACAGACCAAAGGAAAUUGUUGCAUUUAUGUUGCUGCCCCACCCCUGUCUCUUGUGGGAUACCAAAUGUGUAUAGUAUUUAAUUGAAACUCAAGCCAACUUCUCUGUCUAUAUUGUAAAAUAGAAUUUCAGAGACAUCUUUCCUUUUCACACCCUGGGCCCAAAGAUAAGCUUUGAUUAAAAUAAUAAGUAAAAGGCCAGGACUUAGGAAACUCUUCAGUGAAUUCUAGGAAGGAAGAAUGGAAGAGAGGAAGAAACAAAGAAAAGAGGGAUGGAGGAAACUACAAGGAAAAAAUAUAGAGAAUAACGGAAGGACGACAUGUUAAGAUUUCUGUGUUAAUGACCCAAUACUUUUACUGCAACACUGAAAAAUGACUCCAAAAUGAAAACUGAAAAUUAGCCAUGGAGAAAGUUCAAUAUUUUCCUGGUGUUUUCUUAGCUAAGAGAGAUCAAAAAAGGAAAAAAGAAAAAAAAGGCAAUGAAAAAAUAGGGAGGAAAUUAUAUCAUCAAGAUGCUUUUAAGUGAAUGAUGAUAUUUACAAGAAUUUCACAGAAGACAUGACUCUCCUGAUGCUAAACACAUACAUACGUGUUACUGUGUGUUAAGGUUGGAGCUAAGAGGAAUGAAUGGACAGAGGAAGUGUGAUUAGAUGAUUAGAUCCCAGCUGACCACCUGCUGAUUACAUUUUUAUUAUUAAUAGUUUAGUAGAACAGCCUUAGGUUUUGGUUUGUUCCACUUUUUAUAAGCAAAAAUAUAUAUAUUUGUCUAUCCAUUCAUUUCCAAAUGUGAUAUAUUGCACUGAAAACAGACCCUCCCAACUGUCAUGAAUUAUAUUUAACAGCUUUAACCAGGUACUUUUCUGUGCAUGCUAGAAAAGUUUGAAUGAUCUUACAGCGUUGUAUAUUAUUAUUUUUGUAGUUACUAUGGAUUGAGAGGCCCUGGAUAUGCUGUAUAGGGUCUCUCUGUGUUAAUUCUUUCAGUUCCUAAGUUCCCAGGCCAAUAUACAUUCAGAGUUUUCUACUG
Molecule: messenger RNA, 5827 nt
Organism: Bubalus bubalis (water buffalo)
Lineage: Eukaryota; Metazoa; Chordata; Mammalia; Artiodactyla; Bovidae
Gene: ADGRF5
Product: adhesion G protein-coupled receptor F5
Exons: 22
Coding region: 490-4644 (1384 amino acids)
Biological process (GO): cell surface receptor signaling pathway; G protein-coupled receptor signaling pathway
Cellular component (GO): membrane
Molecular function (GO): G protein-coupled receptor activity
Source: RefSeq, a predicted model, not a curated record